AUGUCCGCCUCUACCGCUACCUCACAGAAGAAGGGCCCCACAAUAGACGCCCUCACCGCCGAACUCCACUCCACCAGCAUCAGCCCCUCUCACUCUCAUGCAUUUGAUCCUCGCUCAAUAUCGCCGGCCGAGCUCAAGAAGCUUCUUUUAGAGCCGAUCGACGAAAGCAGCUCCUCAUUACCGGCGUCCUUGCCCUCACAGCCGCCACCAACACUGGACGCAUUGGCGACUGCUGAUGCGACUGCCAAGGAUGCCGGUGCUACAAAUCUCGCUUCUGCGCCUCAGGCCCAAGGUCUAGUCAAGUACAUUGCCGAUCGAGUUGCUUACGAGGGGGGCGAGUUCGUACUGCGCAUCGGCGCACCCGGUCCGGGCGAGAGCGAAACUGACACCGUCUCGUUUACCGACGACGAGCUGUCAAUAGCCGUCUCCAACGUCGUCAAGGCUUCCAGCUUAUCCGACGCCGACGCCACUGUGCUGCACCAGCAGCCUGCAGCCGACGGUCACAGCAAAUCCGCACACGUUCUCAUCCGCAGAAUACCCGCAGGUGCCGAGGAGCUGGUCGAGCUGCGCAUCGCCGUCAUCGGCAACGUCGAUGCGGGCAAGUCCACCAUGCUCGGCGUGCUCACCAAGGGCGGCCUCGACGAUGGAAGAGGCAAAGCGCGCGUCAACCUGUUUCGCCACAAGCACGAGGUCGAGUCCGGUCGAACGUCGUCGGUGGGAAUGGAGAUCAUGGGAUUCGACUCCAAGGGUCGACCGGUGCACAAUGUGGCUGGACCUGGCCAGGAGCCUGGGCGCAAGAUGUCGUGGGAGGAGGUGUGCGCCAAGUCGAGCAAGGUCAUUUCGUUCAUCGAUUUGGCAGGACACGAACGCUACCUUAAGACUACGGUGUUUGGUAUGACUGGAUGUCUGCCCGAUUUCGUCAUGCUCAUGGUGGGUGCUAAUGCUGGUCUGAUCGGUAUGUCCAAGGAGCAUCUGGGCAUUGCGUUGGCGUUGUCGGUACCUGUGGUGGUGUGCAUCACCAAAAUCGACAUGACACCAGCACACGUGCUCGAAACGACGCUGAAACAGCUCACCAAGAUUCUCAAGUCUCCCGGAUGUCGCAAGACGCCCGUCUUCAUCAACGACAUGGGCCAAGUGGUCGAAUCGGCCCUCCGGCUGGAAACCGAACGCAUUUGUCCCAUCUUCCAAAUCUCCAACGUCACCGGUCUCAAUCUCGACCUCCUGCGCAGCUUCCUCAACAUCCUACCGCAAGCGAGCGCCGCCAAGUUCCAAGUGGAUCAGCCGUUCGAGUUUCAGAUCAGCGACAUCUUCUCGGUCCCCUUUGUGGGCACCGUCGUUUCGGGCGUCGUGCUCGCCGGAAGCUGCAAGGUGGGCGAUUCGGCGUUGCUCGGUCCGGACAGCUUGGGUCAGUUCGUCACCACCUCAAUCCGCAGUAUUCAGCGCAAACGCGUUAAUGUCGACGGCGGAACGGCAGGACAGAGCGUGUCGUUCGCGCUCAAGAAGAUCCGCCGCAAUCAGGUGCGUAAGGGCAUGGUCAUGGUCGCACGCACCGAGACCGCGCCCAAGAGUCACAUGGAAUUCGACGCCGAGAUCCUGUGCUUGUACCACUCGACGACAUUGUCCGUGGGAAGCUGCAUGGUUCUGCACGCCGCAUCGAUCCGUCAGACGGUGCGGAUCGUCGGGAUUGCGAAGCUGGAUGGCAAGCCGACGAUCGGGAUGGGGGUCGGUGGAGAAGGACAUGGGGGGAAGCCGGUGGUAAGGACGGGUGAUCGUGCCAAGCUGAGGCUGCAGUUCAUCAGGUAUCCGGAGUACGUCAAGCCCGGCAUGAAGUUGAUCACGAGGGAGGGCAAGACGAAGCUGAUCGGUGUGGUUAGGGCGGUGGGUCAGACGGGCCCGUUGGAUGGAGCUGCUGUCGGUGCUGCUCCAGCUAUGACAGGUUCCGCUGGACAGAACGUUCCUGCGGCUGCGCAUGCGGGAAGCGCCUAUCCUGCUCCUGCGCUCGGCGUCAAGUAG
Molecule: messenger RNA, 2013 nt
Organism: Pseudozyma hubeiensis SY62
Lineage: Eukaryota; Fungi; Basidiomycota; Ustilaginomycetes; Ustilaginales; Ustilaginaceae
Product: probable translation elongation factor
Exons: 1
Coding region: 1-2013 (670 amino acids)
Biological process (GO): translational elongation
Molecular function (GO): GTPase activity; translation elongation factor activity; GTP binding
Source: RefSeq, a predicted model, not a curated record